This is a messenger RNA of Acipenser ruthenus (sterlet), 6584 nucleotides long. RefSeq names its product suppression of tumorigenicity 18 protein. Gene Ontology annotation, biological process: regulation of transcription by RNA polymerase II. Gene Ontology annotation, cellular component: nucleus. Gene Ontology annotation, molecular function: DNA-binding transcription factor activity, RNA polymerase II-specific; RNA polymerase II cis-regulatory region sequence-specific DNA binding; zinc ion binding. The record is from RefSeq and is a predicted model, not a curated record. NCBI's taxonomy places the organism in Eukaryota, Metazoa, Chordata, Actinopteri, Acipenseriformes, Acipenseridae. The transcript is spliced from 24 exons. Bases 171 to 3629 code for a protein of 1152 amino acids.
AAAGUUAAGAGAAGUUUGGAAGUUUGGGUCACGUGGUUUUAAAGUGGUGGAAAGUUUUUGUUAUCGAGUUUUUGAUCUGUGCUUCAUUUAAAAGUUGUUGGAACAAAUUUAUCUUCCGCAAAAGAAACCACUCCAUCAGACCAACAACUGCUACAACUUCACAAAUAAACAUGGGGAAAGGAAGCCUGAAAAGGUUCAGAAAUAAGACUUGUUCAAAAUACAAGAAAUCCAGGGUCGUCCAGAAGAGGAGAGGUGGCACCAAAGUUGCAACUAAGAAGAAUUUCACCAAGACAACAGUGAAGGGAGCAGACCCAACAGCUGUGGCCAAGCCAGCUGUUAAAUCGGAAAGCAGCUCAAGAAGAUCAAGAAACCUGGAGAAACCUGCAGAACCAGAACAGGAAGGGGAAGAGGAGGAAGACCUUUGCAGCAGCACUAGUGAGUCCUCUGGGAAAGAGAAUGAAUUUCACCCCUGCAUACUGAAGCAGUCACAGACUUUCAGUUGUAGUGAGAAGUUAGAACUCUCUGGAACAACUUGUAAAUCCACCUGUAAGCAAACAAAGAUGGAAGCAGAACGUGAAGAGAAGAGGCUUCAAACACGCAAAGGAAGCAAGGUUCCUGUAGACUGUAUAGCACAGGCUCUCAGUGCCUAUGGCUCCAUGGCAAGAAAGAGAAGUGCCAAGGAAGUCGUAUAUGGAGCCCCAGUUAACAAGAGGAAGUCUCUUCUGAUGAAACCACGUCAUUACAGUCCCAGCAAUGACUGCGAGGAGGAGAAUAAGGACUUCACAGAAUCAGAGGACAAAGAAGAGUCAAGGAGCACUGAGUCUCUAGCAGGAGUGAGUUUGGAGACAGACGAGCUCUCAUGUAAAAACAGCUACCACAUUGCAGAGGAAAGGACACUACUGAAACAAGAACCUGAGGAUUCACCUGAGCAUGCUGCCUUUGAAAGCAGCCUGAGUGACAGUGGCAUCCACUCCACAGAAGCAGGCAGUGAAGGUGAUGUGCCAGACCAAGCAAAAGAGAAAAACAAUGUUGCUUCAGAGGUGGAGAGCUUGACUUAUUGCUCUUUAGUGCACAGUGAAAGCCACUCUGAAAUUGUGGACAGUGAGUGGGGGAGCUUGUCCAAGUUUGUGAUGGUGAAUGGCUUAAACGGUAAUCACACAACAGAGUCACUGGGGAAGAAAAGUGAUGCAGUGAAGUAUGAUGAUGACAUGGAUUCAGGUGCUUGCCAAGACCUGGAUGUGCGAAUAAAGAGUCUGCAGGGUGAGACCCUGAGCUCUAGGAAAGACCUAAGUGAAAGUGAAGACAAGGUUGAUGUUCUUGAUGAAGAUGAUGGCUGGUCAGCAGGGGUUUCAGAGCACACCCUUAAUUUCGGUAGGGCUAAAGGGAAUCUCCUGGAACAGGCCAUAGCCCUUCAGUCUGAGCAGCGGCAGGUCCUUCACAAUGCUUACAAGGAAAUGGACAGGUUCUUACUGGAACAAAUGAGUGGGGAAAGGAGACACAGCAGACUUGUAGACAUUGAUGGCAGACACAGCUAUAACAAUUGCAAAGAAUCUCCAAGAUCAGAUAAGAAGGAAACAAAGUGCCCUACACCAGGUUGUGAUGGCACUGGUCAUGUGACAGGACUCUACCCACAUCACAGAAGUCUUUCUGGAUGCCCCCAUAAGGUCCGAGUGCCACCAGAGAUCCUUGCCAUGCAUGAGAAUGUACUGAAAUGCCCAACUCCAGGAUGCACAGGAAGGGGGCAUGUCAAUAGUAACCGCAGCACACACAGGAGUCUUUCUGGUUGUCCUAUUGCUGCUGCUGGAAAAAUUCCUAAAUCCCAGGAAGAUAGUCCAAAAAGUGAACAAAAUUCUGACUGGGUGUCCAGACCUCCAGGCUUGCCAAGACAGUUCGAGGUUCCUCAAUACAGCUACAGUUUUGCACAGCCUGUCACUGCUCUCCAAGCCAACCUGGCAAAGAAUUUGGACAAAUACAGCAAGAUCCGUUUUGAUUAUGCUAGCUUUGAUGCACAGGUCUUUGGUAAACGGACUGCUUCCCCAGUUGCACUGGACCAAGAUGCUGCACACUUUUCUGAAUCGUCCCCACAGUUUUCAAGCUCACUGACAUCCAGCAGCAGACUGCCAGGCCCCCAGGUGCAGAGCCCCUGCCAUCCCAGCACCCACAGCUACAGCCAUGAUGCUGGAAAUGACCAUGCUGCUCCUGAGGCCGCUGCCAUUCUCAACCUGUCCCCCCGAUACAGAGGGAACCCAGACAGUAACUCUGCCAUACUGCAGCCUCCCACUACAAAGGAUGUAUUCAUUGAGGUGGAUGAAAACGGCACUCUGGACCUGAGCAUGAAAAGGAACAGUGUUCAUGAGAAGGUCCCUCCAGUUCUACCUUUGGAAGCUGCACCAUCUACACCUGAGUCUUCUCCUUCAAAAACUGGCAUCAUCCUGGUAACACCUGCCUUCUAUCAGGCUCUUUGUGAACAGGAAGGAUGGGACACUCCUGUUAACUACAGCAAAGAUCACAAAUUAAUAGACAAAGCGAAAGAAGAACUAGAUAGUGUACCUGACAUUCUGGAGGAAAGAAAAUAUCCAGGUGAUGUAACUAUUCCGAGUCAGAUGUCCAAACCUCUUUCCAGGGACAAUAAAAAGGAGCUGAUGAGCUGUCCAACUCCAGGAUGUGAUGGAAGUGGACAUGUGACUGGAAAUUAUGCUUCUCAUCGCAGUGUUUCUGGCUGUCCAUUGGCUGACAAGACUCUAAAAUCUAUCAUGGCUGCCAAUUCUCAAGAACUCAAGUGUCCAACACCUGGUUGUGAUGGUUCAGGUCAUGUGACUGGAAACUAUGCUUCACACAGAAGCUUAUCUGGCUGUCCAAGGGCCAAGAAGGGAGGGCUGAAACUAACACCCAGCAAGGAAGACCAAGAUAAGGAAGACCAAGAUCUUAAAUGUCCAGUAAUUGGUUGUGAUGGCCAGGGUCACAUAUCAGGCAAAUAUACAUCCCAUCGCAGUGCAUCAGGCUGCCCUAUAGCUGUCAAGAGACAGAAGGAGAGCUCUAAUAAUGGGUCUGCAUUCUCCUGGAGUGUCAGCAAACAAGAACUGCCACACUGUCCUUUGCCAGGCUGUAAUGGAUUAGGUCAUGCUAAUAAUGUGUUUGUCACUCAUAGAAGUUUGUCUGGAUGUCCGUUGAAUGCCCAGACGAUCAAGAAAUUUAAGCAUUCAGGAGAAGAGAUGAUGACUAUUAAACUUAAAGCAAGCAGUGGUAUAGAAAAUGAAGACAUGAAACACUUAGAUGAGGAGAUCAAGGAACUGAAUGAAUCCAAUCUUAAAAUAGAGGCAGACAUGCAGAAACUCCAGAUUCAGAUAUCUUCAAUGGAAUGUAAUUUAAAAUCAAUUGAAGAAGAAAACAAGCUGAUUGAGCAGCACAAUGACAGCCUGCUGAAGGAGUUAGCUCGUCUGAGUCAGGCUCUUAUCAACAGUCUUUCUGAUAUUCAACUCCCUCAAAUGGGGCCAAUCAGCGAGCAGAAUUUUGAAGCCUAUGUGAACACUCUGACAGACAUGUAUAACAAUUUGGAGCAUGAUUACUCUCCUGAAUGUAAAGCUCUUCUUGAAAGCAUCAAACAAGCUGUAAAAGGCAUUCACGUGUAAACUUUCAAACCAGUAUAAAUUGUAUCAAAGCUAUAAGUGCUGCUGAACAGUUGGAUUCUUUGGGAUGGACUGGUUUGGUUGCAUAUACAAGAGAAGACUUUUGGACAUGUAGUUCCGUAAUACAGCUGACACAUUGCACUAAAAAAGAUAUUUAUACCAGUACCAGUGGUGACAUGUAAUGGACUUUAACAACAAUUCACUUGAAAUAUUUAUUUUAUUUUAUUUUAUUUUAUUUUAUUUUAUUUUAUUUUAUUUUAUUUUAUUCCCUUUGCACUUAGUUUUUUUUUAUAGCUUGCUGUAAAUUAAUUGUGAAUUUGUAAUUUUUCUAAAUAUAUAUUAUCAUUUAUUGUCUUUCCGAACUUAAUAGGUAUAUAAUUUGUAAUUUAUUCCUGCCAUAUUUAAGCAGAAUGAUUUCCAGCGUGAAAAAUAAUCUUACAUGCGUUUAGAUUUAGGUAAACUAAGCAGAUUUUAUGUGAAAUGUUGUGACCAGCAGUUUUAAUCAUUUAUGUAAUCUGCACAUUGUAAAGAAUAUUUUAACUGCUAACUUUUAUUUUCCUUUAGCUUUUUUUUACUUCGAAACUGAGCAAAAUUCAUGGAAUAUGUCUUGAGAAGAAAUAUGGUGAAAUGCUGCCAUCCAAUGGACUGUCAAUAGCAAGAAUUUUCCAGCAAUAAUGACAACUGGGAAUUUUUUCAGAAACAGCUUAAUAAGAUAAUUUCAGUUUAUUAAUAUGUAUUAUAUAUCUAAGCAACUGAAUGAACAUUGUCUCAAAUACGGUAUUUCCAUGUGUUAAACUUUUACUGUUAUAUUACAGAAGACAUUCCAAAUAGGAAUUAUCAAAAUAGUCUCACGUCAAAGAUAUCCUGAAAAAGUCUGAGAGAAUGUAAAACCUUGUAAUAGUUAUAGCCCCUCCCAAAUUGGCACUUAACAAGAAUAGUUCCUCCUUUUCAUCGAAAAUUAUAUUCACCUGAUCCAACCUUAUAAUCUCAUGCUCUUGAAGGGUUGAAUAUUGAUUUCAAUGGUUGAGCAAAGUUCAAGCUUUCAGAUUGAUGACUGAUGAGACAAUGAGAAUAUCAGGAGCUGUUUAAAUAUUUUUAAACAUAUAUAUUUUUUUCUAGUCUUUACUGAUACAAACUGCCUUUUUGUGUGCACAUACAGUAAAGUUGUGUGCAUAGAUGUGCCUAAGUGUAAAUGUAUUCAUGAAGCAUAUUAGUUUCCAUUUUGUGUAUAGUACCAUAUUACUGGGUAAAGUGUCUACUGUAUGUUCAUAAUACACAAAAAAAAAAGGUUUUAAACAAAGACAAGACAUUAAAAUAGGUAUUAAUGUUACCUAAAGUGAAACAGACACUUCAGGUGACUAGCACAAUUUGACUGUUUCAAAGCCACCAUUAUAUCAGUUUAAUCUUUGAUUAAGAUGUCUCCUGCUUAUCGAUAUACACUGGGGGGGGGGAAAAAAAAAUGUAAAACUGAUGAAUGUGACUUUCAGUAAUGGCUGAAAAUGUUAUACCAGACUUGAAUAAACUUUGGCUUUGCUACUGUGAUCUAAUAUCACAUGGGUGGCUCUAUUCUCGAAAAAUCUAAACAAAACCAAAAAAACAUCUGAUCUGUAAUAGGAGAAGAAUAAUGUUUUUUUUCUUAAAAUGGAAUUGUGUUUGUAUUUAAGAUGUCUGAUUUACAUUUUUGCUUAAAGAACAGUUUGGAAAUGACAGUUUGGUGGUACUUUACAUUUAAUAUUUGAAUAUUUUCCAAUUGAAAAUUAAAUGUAUUUAUUAUGAACAGAAGUUAGGACGGAAUGAAUCACUGAACCAAAUACCACCUAUAACUGUUUAAACAAAAAGCCAAUGUGUAGUAUUAAAUAUUUAGAGAAUGAAAAAAAAGUGUUUAAAAAUACUUUAAGGUAUUUAAUUUAUUAAUCAAUAUUUAUUGUAUAUUUAAAUACACUGGAAAUUAAGGUAUAUUGUGCUUAGCCAGAUGUAUGAAGAAUAUAACAGAAAAACACAUUUAAAAAAUUUAAUCAGUUAAAUCCCUCAUAAAAUACAUAACAGGGUCAAUUUUAAUGCUCUAAACAGACAGAUCAAAAUAGUACUGCUUAUUAAAUAUAUUUAUCCAGCUAGUCUAAAGUCGUCUUCAAUAUAACUGACUUACAAGUUUAAGGAUCUGCUGCUGUUAAAAUCAACGAAAUAGAUCAACAUGUUUUGUUUUUUUUCUGACACUACCAAAAAAUAAAAAUAUUAUGUUUGUAUAACUGAUAUUAGGCUUGCAAUAUUUUUCAAGAGUAGAGCCCUUAAUAUCAAUGUUAUUAAGCAUUAAAAAAAAGAGUAUGUGAUAAGUUUGGUUGAACUGAGGUUUAGUAAUUCACUGUGGGUUUGUUGUUCUUUUUCAGUGAGUCUAGUUUGCAUUAACUAAUGUUUGUAUGUUAAAAUCGCUAUGUUCUCUUAGACUACACUAGGCCAGUACAUUUUGUGCAGUUUAAAUACAAAAAUAAUACUAAUCAAGUCUACACAAACCUGCCAACAGAAUGAACUUUUGCUAAAAUGCAAAUAAAUGUUUUAUUUUAUACAAAAUGAGCCAGCUCAUUAAAAUGUAAUUUUAAUAAAUGAAACUUUUAUCAGACAUUGACGAAAUUCAUGAUAAUUGCUAAACUUUAUAAAAUUCUGCUUAUUUAUUUGUUAUCGUUAAUAUUUAAUUUAUAUGCCAUGCAUUGUUUGCUCAGGAAGUUUUGUGAAGAAUAUUUAUUUUUCCUUGUUUGUACUUGAUGUGUUUUGUAACGUGCACUGAAUUUUGUGUUGAACUACAUUGGUAAUAUGAAACUGUUCUGUAAAUUAGACUCUUUUUUUAAUUUCAAGUAGUUUCUACAUUGGAGUUUCCUUACAAUUGUACUAUUUCAUAAACAGAAAUGUGCUGUGUUGUACAGUUUGUGUAUGGUAGAAAAUAAAUAAAAAAAAUUGACAACUUAA